Molecule: messenger RNA, 3167 nt
Organism: Anneissia japonica
Lineage: Eukaryota; Metazoa; Echinodermata; Crinoidea; Comatulida; Comatulidae
Product: coagulation factor V-like
Exons: 6
Coding region: 12-1025 (337 amino acids)
Source: RefSeq, a predicted model, not a curated record
GUGCUCUCGGCAUGAAGUCUGGAAGAAUACUGAAUGAUCAGAUAACGGCUAGUUCGGUAUUUAAUUGCCCUUACUGCUUUGCCUAUUGCGCCAGAUUAGAUCAAGCUGAAGGCUAUAAUGGCUGUUAUUCUGGUUGGAUUUCGGAGACGUUUACAAAAGAAUGGCUGAAAAUUGAUUUACUUGUUGAGCAUAAUAUCACGGGAGUUGUUACACAAGGAAGACAAAAAAAUGGAGAGUCACAGUGGGUACUACUUUACUCAAUCAGCUACUUUAAAGUAAACCACAUCGGGGAAACGUACAUAACCGACUCAAAUAACCUUAUAAAGAUUUUUGAUGGAAAUUGGGAUAUCAAAACAGAAAGAUAUCAUUUUAUUCAACCUAAUAUCAAGGCAACCGGAAUUAAGUUCAACAUUAAAGGGUGGAAUGAGCAUAUAAGUCUCCGUGUGGAAAUUCUUGGCUGUAGAACUGAAAAUAAUUGGGUUCGAGCAUUCAAGGGAAUAUCGAUGAACGGAUUGAGUAUCUACAACGCUUGGAAUUCUGGGACAGGAUCGUCAAAUAAAUAUGCCGACAAGUUUCUUAUCAGUAACACCCAUUACAGAAACAAUGUGGUAUUAAACAACUGGGCAUCACUUGACGUUAUAAAAGUAAAAUUAACCUUAUAUUCAGCGUUUAAUGAAGAGUUGAUAUCAAUAUUGUUCAAUGGCGUUGGUACAUCGACAGAAUCUUGGUUCACAAAAGCUAACGUCGAAUCCUCUCCGUGGGACGACAUGGCCACAGCCAGCUCUAAUAUAUUUAGCAUUAUUGGUGACGAACGUGGAAGAAGAUUCUUAAUGAGCAGUUAUUAUGCAGGCUGUGGUGGAGACACAGGUUGGUUUAGAGUUGACGAAACUACUUCAUGCCGGGAAUGGGAGGGGUAUAGCACAAAUCCUUUGAUAAUUUACAGCAGGACAAACUCCAAAGAAAAUUGGACUACCGGAAAUACUGGCGUGGCACGUGCAAUGACCAUUGAUGUGAAGUUGGGUUAAGUAGAAUUUGGAUAUGAAAACGCAAUGAAGAACCGUUUACAGUAUAAAAAUUAGAAGACCCUCGAUUGGAUGUGGCGUGCGCAUUCAUGUUUUCACAAUCUGAUGUCUGUUCCCAUCACAUUGUCGUGUUGGUCAUUUAUUAUAAUUACUGUACAAUAUGUACACUUUAUGAAAAUCACUUUUAUGAAAAUAGUCCAUUGUGUGGUCCACCUAUUUUCAGUAAUUUAUAAAAGCAAAGAAAAAAAAUGUGUAUAUUAAAAAAAAAAUAUGUAUGUUAAAAAUACAUUAAAAUUAUGCACAUUUGAAUGAAAAAUAAUUGCCAAUUUAUCAUUUAAAUAUGGUUAACAAUACACUUUAGAAACUUCGCAAUCAACAUUUAAUGCGAUCCAAAUUGUUUUAAUUAUUAUCUUUUAUUUUACUUUAUUUUAUUUGACUGAAAUAUAAAUCAUCAUAAUAGAUACAUUUUAAAAAAAUCCAGCGAGGGAACGUGGCAAUAAGUGCAAACACCUCUAAACCGAUAAGUUCUCAUAAUGCACAUGUCCCGACGGCAAAUACAUAAAAUAGGCAUAUAUUUGUCUACAAAAUAUAACUCAACAAACAAAAUUACACAAUUAAACAUAAAGGACGAAAACAUUUUGUGAUCCGGGUGCAUAUACUUACGGGGUCAAACACGUUGACAAACAGAAGCAUCAUGAUCCCUACAACUUAUUGAUUUUAAUUUCUUAAAAUCUCUACUGUAAUCACUAUUCAUAUGCAAGUAAAUAAAUAUUAUCAAUCUCCUUUAAAUUGCACUUAAUUUGGUGUAUUAAUGUACUUCUAAUGAUUCGGCCGCUGAUCUCUAUAUUUCAUAGAUAGGCAUACACUUUCCUAGCUUUCGAUAUAUUAUGAAAGCUCUGAUUAAUGAGACUGAGUUGAUUGCAUACAAGGUCGAUACUUAAACUACGUAGAAGUGGGGUAGUUUUACAAAACAUCGACAGCCAAUGGCUGUCUUUAGUGGUUUACCUUGUGUGGUUUAUGUGUGAAUGAUACUAUUAAUAAUGCUCACAUUAUCACCCGUACACUAAGAUAGGAAGCAUGAUAGAAUUCCAAAUGAUACUUAUAUUUUGUGUAAGAACAGCUAGGCCAAUGUAAAAACCAGUGUAACACAUCCUGAUACAUUUGAGCAGAUCCCGAUAUAUUUGAGGGAGUAAAAAAGCCUUAUGACACUUUCUAAUACUAUCCUGAACAUUUUUUUGGUGAUUUAAGAUCACUUGAUAAAACAAGACCGAGUAACGAGUCCAUUAAUUUUAGUUCACAUUCAUAAAGAGACAAAUAUGGAUCUAGGGAAAGAGUGUUUUUUUUUCCUUCUUUAUUUUUUUAUUUUUUUUUUCAAAAAACGGUAAAUGUGGUUUUGCAUGGUUUACAUUGAAGACCAUAAUCAGAGAUGUAUUUAUAUACAUAUUUCAUUCGAUUUUGAAGGCCAGACGAUCGAGGAUGAGACUGAAUAAUAAUAGGUCGUCAGCAGAGCAGAAUACAUUGAGGGUUGAAUUUGCAAUAACUAUACCACACUCCAUUGCAUUUAGACCAGAAACCAAUUCUUUAUAGAUUACAAUUUAAAAUUAAAAUGGGAAGGUAAACCUCCUUGCCUUGUAGCUUUACGAAUUAAAACCUGUGGCAUAUGUGGUUGUUCAGUUUAAUAUACACAGUAAAUUUAGUGUGUCGAUGCGGGCUAUGAGCAUUAAGGCCAUCUGAGCUCUGCAUUUUACAUGUGUGUGUUUAGGCAAUACAUUACAUACCUCCGGUCGGCUCUCCCCACUAAAAAGUUCGAUUGGGUACCUGCGAAUGUUGUAGUUCUUUAAUUGCUUUUGUGUGUAAAGUUCCAGAAAAAAAGGAAAGACAGGAACAAAAUAUCAGAAAAGAAAGUAAUAAUUAAGUUUCGAAUCUCCCCAGAGAGAACUUCAUACUAGUUAUUGCAUUUUAGCACUGACUCUGUAAUUUUGAUAAUGGUUGGUAAUCUUUUAGUUUUAUGGUGUUAGUAUAUUUUGUAUAUUAAUUAAUCUGUAAAUAAUAACAAUAAACAUUGUUAAAUUGUAAUAAUAAUAAUAAUAAUAGUAAUUUUAACGAUGAGAGUUUUGAUGAUUUAAAAUCUUCAAAUCUUAUUAA